Molecule: messenger RNA, 745 nt
Organism: Trichomonas vaginalis G3
Lineage: Eukaryota; Parabasalia; Trichomonadida; Trichomonadidae
Exons: 1
Source: RefSeq, a predicted model, not a curated record
AUGAACAAAAAUGGAACAGCUAAAAUGAAUGAUAAUCAAAUAAGAGCCGAAGGUAGAAGGUUAUUUAAACGCUUCUAUAACAUUCCUGAUGGUGUUAAUCCUAAAACUCGUAGAAGUUAUUUAAACGAAGCAAUAGAUGCAUAUGAAGGGUUUGACAUUUCAUCAGAAAGUGAGAGGUUAGCAAGAAUGUUAAACGUUAAUAUUGAUUUUUAUUAUUGUGACCCUCAACCAGAAGACGUAGACAUUAACAAGGUAGACUUUCCAUUAGUGGAUUCAAUAAUGAUAGAUCCAGAAUUUGAAACAGUAAAUAUUUUAUUAACACAGAGUCCAUGUGGAAAACUUCACGCUGAUAGAAUAACAGACAUUGAAGCACUCACAGGAUAUAAAGUUUGCCCCUUUUGCAAAGAAGAAGUAUAUUCUAUCCGUGAUGAUCCAGAAAGGAAAAACCAAAGAAGAUUUUUAAAACAUUGUGAGAAAUGUAAAGAAAAUAAUGGAAGAUUAAUUCAAGACGUUCAAUUGCAAAACACACAACAACCAUAUGCACCACAUAUCACGAAACAGAAGAUAUAUCAAUGGCUAUUAGCACAUAAUUUGCAGGAAUAUUAUAAACCAACAAGAUAUUAUAUUACUUUUGACUUCGAAACAUUAGAGACUAAAGAAGAACUUCAACUUUCUGAAUGUGCAACUUUGAAUGCUUACUUAAAACCAUUCAUGGUAUCAUCAACUGUCAAAAUAAAGCCGCAAA